AUCAGUUUCAGUUGCGCGUGAAGCAUUCUCGCGCACCUUCCCAUUCCUCCGCCCUCCGCCCUCCGCCCUCCCCCCUCCAAACACGCUCUGUUUGAAUUUCGCUGCCCUCGUGGGCUGUCAGUGCGCCUGCUCGCGCUGCUCGGGCAGCCUGAGUGCGGGCUGCGUGUGGUGGCAGGCCCCCGUCAAAAUGGGUCUAAAACAAUGUGGGGUGUGAAUUUUAAAAACAAGAUUCUACUCCCGUUUUUCCCCCCCUUUCUGCCCGUUCUUUUUCCUCUUCUACUCGUAGAUGGUUUCCAGUGGACUUCCGGCUGACUUUUCAAAUAUGAAGGAGAUGAUUGGCGGCUGUUGCGUUUGCUCAGAUGAGAGAGGCUGGGCUGAGAACCCCCUAGUUUACUGUGACGGACACGGUUGUAAUGUUGCCGUUCAUCAAGCAUGUUAUGGCAUUGUGCAAGUUCCUACUGGACCAUGGUUUUGUAGAAAAUGUGAAUCGCAAGAAAGAGCAGCCCGAGUGAAAUGUGAACUUUGCCCUCAUAAGGAUGGUGCUCUUAAGAGGACUGACAACUGUGGUUGGGCCCAUGUGGUUUGUGCACUUUAUAUUCCAGAGGUGCAGUUUGCAAAUGUUACUACAAUGGAACCCAUUGUACUACAGUACGUUCCCCAUGAACGCUUCAACAAGACUUGCUACAUUUGUGAAGAACAAGGCCGUGAAAGCAAAGCAGCAACUGGUGCUUGUAUGACGUGUAAUAAACAUGGAUGUCGACAAGCUUUCCAUGUAACUUGUGCACAAUUGGCAGGACUUCUAUGUGAAGAAGAAGGUUCAGAAGCUGAUAAUGUUAAAUACUGUGGCUACUGUAAAUACCAUUUUGGAAAACUGAACAGAGGCAACCAUUCAUCUGGUGCAAAAUAUCAAGCUUUGAGUGAUUCCUCAUCGCAUUCUCGGGACAAAUCGGUUUCACUCCUGGAAAAGGAGAAAAAAAAACAGAAGGAUAGAGAUAAAUAUAGACAUCAAAAAAUCAAAAAAUCUUUGGAAUUGUCAUCCACUGUUCCAUCUCUCACUGUGACAACUGAAAAGACUUAUACGAGCACUAGCAGUGGCUUUAUAUCAGGCUCCUUGAAAAGGCUGGAAGAAACUACAGCCAGAUUUACAAAUGCGAAUUUCCAGGAAGUACCUACCCAAUCUUCAAGUGGGAAUGAUGAUGAAAUUAAAGGCUUUGAAGUCAAGGGGAAGAAAUCUGCAGGGUAUGGCUCAAACCAGAGAGGAAGGAAGCCAGGAAAGAAUUCGGCUUGUCUAUCUGUUACAACAGCAUCAUCGAGUCCUUUUUCACAAGGCAGUCUGUUAGGAACCCCGAGUAGUGUAAAAUCAUCAAGCAGUUCAGUCCAAUCGCCACAAGAGUUUCAAAGUUUCACCGAACCGGAUGUAAUGAAUGAUGGUUACAGUCAUUCUCAGCAGCCGUCAACCAGAGAAACAAAUAAAGGAGAAACAAUUGACCAAGAAAGGACAGUAAUUAAUGUUAGCCCUAUUGUGGGGCUCACACCUACAUCGUCCGGACCUCCCCAAACAAUAAGUAUUGAAAAUUCAAAGCACUCUGAGGAUGCUUGUGAUUAUGGAAACCCUGAUACUGUUGGAACUUCAAGUGGAUUGCCAGGUUAUAAAAGGGUUCAAGCUUCAGUCAUGGAGGAAGAAACAAUAAAAGAAAAAAAACGAAAGGGAACUAAAAGAUAUAAACAUGGACCUGGUAGACCAAAAGGAAGUAAAAAUAAAGAGAGUAUUUCCCAGCCCUCCCUUUCUUCUGCAUCACCCUCAUCAUCUGUGAUCUCUGCUGCAGGAAGUGGGACAAGUGCAAGUCUGCAGAAAUCACCAUCUUUACUGCGGAAUGGUAGUUUACAAAGCCUUAGUGUGAACUCAUCUCCAGCUGGUUCAGGAUUUUACACAAGUAAUGAUGUUCCAGUUUCAGUACCAAAUACAGUACCAGGAUCUGGUUCCAGUACUCCACUUUCCAGUUCUAUUUUGGCUCCUCAAAGUACAGCCCAUUCACAGCAGAUGAGCACAUCACCUUCAGUCACAAUUUCUGUUGCAGCUGUGAUUUCUACAACCCAGGCAAGUGCACUACCUGGAUCAUCUUUUAAUCUAGCACCAUCUCACAUGUUUGGAAAUCAAUUAAAUCCUAAUUCGGCAAUGGCAGCUUUUAUUGCACAAUCUGAAACCAGUCCAGCAGAUCAAGAUAUAGACAACAGCCAUAGUGUUCCUGGGAGGAGCAGUUCACCAAGAGGAAGUCUCUCACCACGAUCUCCUGUGAGUGGCUUACAAAUUCGUUAUGAUCAGUCAAGUAACAGUGUCUUAGAGAACUUGCCUCCAGUUGCAUCCAGCAUAGAACAGCUAUUAGAAAGACAGUGGAGUGAAGGACAACAAUUUCUUUUUGAACAGGGCGGUCCAAGUGAAGUAGUUAUGGGAAUGUUGAAAUCUCUACAUCAACUUCAAGUUGAGAAUCGCCAGCUGGAGGAACAAAUCAAAAGUUUGACAGCUAAGAAGGAACGCCUCCAACUUCUAAAUGCUCAGCUCUCGGUACCUUUUCCAGUUGUGAGUUCAAAUGCAAGUUUAACAACCCAAAUUCACCCAUUCACAGUACAAGCUGUCCACAACGCAACAUCCUUGAACAGUAGCAAGGGUCCACAUCUGAGCAACAGCUUUCUACCUGAAAGCUCACAUGCAAUAUCAAACCAGGACCGAACUUCCUGUGGACAUAGUACUGGCAGUUCUUCUCUUGCCAGUCCAACCACUACUGGACAAAGUCCAUCUCUGCAAGGAGUUAACUGUAUAUCAAGAGCACUGGCUAGUGGCAUGCAAACGAUGGCCUCCACCAUGCCUACAGUGUCUUCAGUUGGUGGAUUGAUGGGAACUUUACCAGGAAACCAGCUGGGAGUCAAUGGAUUUGUUGGUACUUUGAAUGGAGUUGUACAGACUCCAGUGUCAAUAUCACAAAAUCCAAGUCCACUGUCGCAUGCAACUGUGCCACCAAAUGUAACUUUUCCAAUAUCUACCAAUAUAACCAACAGCAUGCCAGGACUGAACUUACUUUCUGAACAACAGAGACAAUUGUUACUCCAACAACAACUUCAACAAUUGUUACCAUCCCAGCAACUCACUCCAGAACAACAUCAGGCUCUGUUUUAUCAGAUAAUGCAGCAACAGCACCACCAACAUCAGCAUGAGCUGCAGCAGCUACAGAUUACUGGGACAACACACAUUCCUAUGAGUAACCUACUGGCAAGUGCCCAGACACAGCCACUUCACUCAGCAACUCCUAACCCUUUCAUAUCCAUUCAUAGUGAAGCUUCCACACCAAAAGUUCCAAGGCUCAAUGAAAAAGGUAGCCCUGUCACACAAGAGAAGAGUUGACACAGGACCUUCAAAUUCCAGAAUGUGUUUUGUUGUAGCAGCUCAACCAGCUGCAUAAUGGAUGAAUCUUACUCGGUGUUUAGUUGGAAUAAUUGUGGAAAAUACACUGGUUGUCACACUAGAACAUAGAACCAAAAUAAACUUCCAUAAGCCAUUCCUAAAUUGUCACAUGUGGUUUACUAGUUUUGCAGCUUAAUUGCACUAACAUAAAACUUUUGGUAUGGAGGAAUCUGAAAAAUAAAUUCAUUAUGACCACCCAUAAAACAUGAAUUAAUAAUAUUUUAUGCUUCUAUUUGUGUAUUUUGAUACUAGUGUAAUUACGAUUUUUAAAUGCAAAACUAAAUCUUAUAAAUGUCAAACUCAAGUUACAUUGCAAAAAAGUGACACAGUGAUUAUUCCUGGUCCUGCUGAUGUGAUGGACAGGCCUUGGGAUUUGCAUUUUCCAAGUUUUAUGUUGCAUGUAUUUUGUGUUGUUCUCUGUCCCUUUGCUGUGAAUGUUUCCAGGACCACUUCGAGCAUGGGUACUCAGUUGUGGUGCAAUAGGCUUCUGAGAGUUUUGGUCACUGGGGGACCAGAUCACUCUAUAAAAGAGGAAGAAAUGGAUUAGCCUGCUGCUGGGCAAGAUUCCUUUGAGAGAUGUGUUGGCUGUCAGCCUAACCAAGUGCCUGUUGUGAAGUCCAUUGUGAAAUAGCUCUGGACAGCUGAGUAUGCACUCAAUCACAAUUCCUGUUUCAACAGCAGGAAUUUUUCUUCUUGGAAAGAAUUCCCAGCUCUCCGUGGCCAAACCAGCCCCCUCUACAUAAACUUGCAGUUGGUAAUAAUUAGUUUCAAGGUUGAAUGUUGCACAGUUUGUAUCUCUCACCUGUAAAUAUGCUUUGUGAAUUUCAUAAUUCAUAGCAAAUUGAAAUAAAACAUCAAUAUUUUGGUUUGUAAUAUUUCUAAUUAGCAGUUAUGCAGUUGAGUGGGAAAGUAUCAUUUUAUUAAUUUAUUUUUAUACAUGCUGGGGAAUUUUAGAAAAAAAGCAUUAAGACCAACUGGAUUUUGUAGAUAUUGACAAAUAAAUCAGUGUGGUUCAUUUUAGAUUCUUACUUUCAACCCACUGAUUGAUCUCUAACAAACUUUGUACAGAUUUUGAAGACAUUUUGCUGUAGUGUUUAUUUUGCUUAGUUGUAAAAUAUCAAAUGUAUUGAAAAAUGAUAUAAAAGUUGUCUCAAUUAUUGUUAGUAAUAUUUGCUUAUGAGCAUACAUUACUGGUUUGCUAAUAAUUGAGUGGCUAAAACCAUUAUUACAAAUUAGGUUUUAUGAAAAAUGUACCUAAUGACUUCUUUACUGCCUCCUGUGGCCUACAACAAAAGUUAGCUUACAUUUUAUUUAUUUGUUGCUUAAAUAAUGGUGGUGUUGUAUAAAUAUUUUCUGAGUGCUUUUGGAUUCCAAAGAAAUUUUACUUGUGUUUUAACAGUUUUUGUAUGUUCAGUUUUUCAGCUGACCUAUUGUACAUGAAAAAUUAAGUUAUCUCAAAGUUAAU
Mobula hypostoma (lesser devil ray) is the source of this 4922-nucleotide messenger RNA. RefSeq names its product MLLT10 histone lysine methyltransferase DOT1L cofactor (gene mllt10). The record is from RefSeq and is a predicted model, not a curated record. Gene Ontology annotation, molecular function: nucleosome binding; histone binding. Gene Ontology annotation, cellular component: nucleus. Gene Ontology annotation, biological process: regulation of transcription by RNA polymerase II. The coding region runs from base 287 to 3397 and encodes 1036 amino acids. NCBI's taxonomy places the organism in Eukaryota, Metazoa, Chordata, Chondrichthyes, Myliobatiformes, Myliobatidae. The transcript is spliced from 20 exons.